This is a messenger RNA of Xylaria bambusicola, 2367 nucleotides long. Its product is annotated as OPT family small oligopeptide transporter. Gene Ontology annotation, molecular function: oligopeptide transmembrane transporter activity. Lineage: Eukaryota; Fungi; Ascomycota; Sordariomycetes; Xylariales; Xylariaceae. Gene Ontology annotation, biological process: transmembrane transport. The record is from RefSeq and is a predicted model, not a curated record. The transcript is spliced from 12 exons. Bases 1 to 2367 code for a protein of 788 amino acids.
AUGUUUCGUUUUCGCAGACGUGUGCCGGCUGAAAGGGAACAACGAAUCAAGCCCAGCGGAGGAGAUGAGGCUACAGAUACUUCUGAUCGCUCAGAGUCCCGUUGCCAAUUCGACCCUAACUUGCCUGUGGACGAGAUCGAGCUUGUCGACGCAUCGUCGAAUAGCGGCGAUGUCGAAAAGUCCGUCAAGGUAGAUGUUAAUGCUAUAAAGGAUGAUAGCCCAUAUCCAGAGGUUCGCGCUGCCGUCCGAAACUACGAUGUCGAUUUGCCAGCCAACACGAUACGGGCGUGGGUCAUCGGGAUGGUCUUAUGUACGGCCGGUUCCGCCGUCAACAUGCUGUUCUCAUUGCGAAACCCUUCCAUCACUAUCACAACAUAUGUGAUCCAGCUAAUCGCGUAUCCCAUUGGCCUUGGCUGGGAUCUGGUAUUUCCCGACCGAGAGUUUGAGUUUAUGGGUAUCACAUUCAAUCUAAAGCCAGGAAAGUUUAACUUCAAAGAGCAUACUGUCAUCGUUGCGAUGUCCAAUGCAGCUUAUGGUGGGGGUGUCCUAUAUGCUACAGAUGUGUUGGUUGCCCAACAGGUUUUCUAUAAGCAGAACUUUGGAUGGGGGUUCCAGUUGCUGUUUGGAAUAACGACUCUCUGCACCGGUUAUGGGCUAGCUGGGAUAAUGCGUCGAUUUCUGGUAUGGCCGGCUGCUAUGAUUUGGCCAGGAGACUUAGUAAACGCGACUUUGUUUUAUAUCUUACAUGAUAAUAUCCCGACCGACCCUACGCAGGCGAACGGCUGGCGCACAAGUCGAUACCGGUGGUUUCUCUAUGUUAUGGGCGGCGGAUUUUUUUGGUAUUUCUUUCCGGGAUGGAUUUUUCAAGGCUUAGCGUACUUCAAUUUUGUCUGUUGGGCUUUACCUAAUAAUGUCAUCAUCAACAAGGUCUUUGGAGGGUUGCAUGGUUAUGGUAUCCUUCCUACAACGCUGGACUGGACUGUGGUAUCUGAUUACUCCUUGUCUCCUUUAAUUCCGCCGUUCCACGCUAUAGCCAACACAGUCGCUGGAGUUAUCGUGUUCUUUGUAAUCGUAUCCGCGGGUCUUCAUUUCUCUGGCACUUGGUACGCAGACUAUUUCGUCGUCCAGUCAUCGGACGCUUUUGACAAUACAGGGGCCAAAUACAACAUGUCCAGGAUCCUUAACGACCAAAAUCUACUAGACCCGGACGCUUAUCACGCAUACUCUCCCGUAUUUUUGAGUACACAAUUCGCUCUAUGCUACGGCCUCAGUUUUGCUGCCGUUGCUGCCGUUAUUGUUCACACUAUCUUGUACCACGGGCCUCAAAUCAAGAAUCAAUACAGGAAAGCCCGCACACAGGAAGAUGACAUCCAUAUGCGUCUCAUGAAGAAGUAUAAAGACUCACCGGAUUGGUGGUAUUUAGUCCUCUUCACCGUCAUGGUCGCAUUGUCCUUCGCCGUUUGUACUGCUUGGCCUACAGGAUUCCCGGCCUGGGCGUAUGUCAUUUGCAUACUCAUUCCUAUCGUUUGGACCAUCCCAAUUGGGAUUAUACAAGGUGUCACAAAUAUCCAGAUUGGUCUUAAUGUCCUGACCGAAUUCGUUAUUGGCUACAUACUUCCAGGCCACCCUCUUGCCAUGAUGAAUUACGGUUAUGUCGCGAUGCAACAGGCCCUCUACUUUAUCCAAGACCUUAAGUUGGGCCACUACAUGAAGGUACCGCCUAGAACAAUGUUUUCGGCUCAGCUCGUUGCCUCAGUUUGGUCUGCGAUCGUCCAAGUCGCAGUAUUGAACUGGGCUCUGGGCAAUAUCCCGGAGAUAUGCAGCAACCAACAGCCAGACAGUUUCACGUGUCCCGGUGGCAGAAACUUCUUCACGACUUCCGUUAUAUGGAGUGUCAUCGGACCUGCUCGGAUCUUCAGCGGUGAUGCUCUUUAUUCGUCACUGCAAUGGUUCUGGCUUGUGGGUGCUGUGUCGCCCGUCAUUACGUGGUUCGUUGCACGCCGAUAUCCGAAGUCCAUCGCGCGGUACAUCAACAUGCCCCUCGUGUUUGGGGGUUCAGGUUGGAUUCCUCCUGCGACGGCCUACUCGUACCUAUGCUGGGGCAGCGUCGGGUUCUUCUUCAACUACCUGACGAAGCGGCGGUUCAGGGGCUGGUGGCUCCAAUACAACUACACCACGUCCGCGGCGCUCGACUGUGGCCUCGCUCUCUCGACCAUUCUGAUCUUCUUUACGCUGUACCUCACCUCGGCCAAUGCACCGCAGUGGUACGGCAACUACGACAUCUACGAAACAUUAGACCAGCGGGGCCUGGCGAUCAAGAGCUUCGUUGCAACGGGCGAGACGUUCGGCCCUAAGAGUUGGCCGUAA